Onthophagus taurus is the source of this 808-nucleotide messenger RNA. RefSeq names its product mitotic arrest deficient 2 (gene mad2). The record is from RefSeq and is a predicted model, not a curated record. Lineage: Eukaryota; Metazoa; Arthropoda; Insecta; Coleoptera; Scarabaeidae. Gene Ontology annotation, biological process: mitotic spindle assembly checkpoint signaling. Gene Ontology annotation, cellular component: cytoplasm; kinetochore; nucleoplasm.
GCAAUAUUAUUAAUAAAACAAUUUUUUAUUGAAUUCAUUGGAUUUAAUUCUUGAGCAUGCGCCGAAUCACCACAACAAAUAACGGCUUGGUUUUGAAUAAGUUUUAAGCCUAAUUUUAAAAUUAUCGUUUAAUUUUCUUUAUUAUUAAUAUGUCUUCGGCUCAAUGUAAUAAAUCAGCAAUAACCUUAAAGGGUUCAUCAGAAAUUGUGUGUGAAUACCUAGAUUUUGGUAUUAACUCGAUAUUAUUUCAACGUGGGAUAUAUCCGCCCGAAUCCUUUAAAACCGCCGAAAACUAUGGAUUAACUAUUUUGAUGUCGCAAGAUAAAGAAAUUAAAGAGUUUUUAUCCGUAACGUUAAGUCAACUAAAAGAUUGGUUGACUCAAAAGGUUGUUAAUAAAGUGGCUUUAAUAAUAACAAAUGUGGCUUCUUUGGAAGUGAUGGAACGAUGGGAUUUUAAUAUUGAAUAUGAUGGAGAUCAAUCUCAAGGGGAUAAGCAGGUGUCGGAUAAGCCGUUAAAACAAAUUCGAAAUGAAAUAAGGGAUGUUUUAAAGCAAGUUGCUUCAUCUGUAGCUUAUCUUCCACUAUUAGAUUGCUUGUGCAGUUUUGAUAUUCAAAUUUAUACUAAAGAUGAUGUUAAUUUACCUCAGGAGUGGGCUGAAACUGAGGCUGCUAAUAUUAAAAACGCUCAAUGUGUUAAAAUGAGAUCGUUUUCUACAAAUAUUCAUAAGGUUAAUACUAUGGUUACAUAUAAGAAUGAAGACUGAAUCUUUUUUGAUGUUAAAAUUAAAUUUAUUAUUUCUCUAAUGUA